This is a messenger RNA of Photinus pyralis (common eastern firefly), 500 nucleotides long. It is a transcript of the gene RpS25, whose product is annotated as 40S ribosomal protein S25. Gene Ontology annotation, cellular component: cytosolic small ribosomal subunit. The transcript is spliced from 4 exons. NCBI's taxonomy places the organism in Eukaryota, Metazoa, Arthropoda, Insecta, Coleoptera, Lampyridae. Gene Ontology annotation, molecular function: structural constituent of ribosome. Bases 107 to 466 code for a protein of 119 amino acids. The record is from RefSeq and is a predicted model, not a curated record.
CAGAUUACGAUUACUAGGGAAAUACCGCAUGCCUCGUUUAUGUUGGUACUGCUUUUCUCCCCCGUAUAUCCGUUAACCAAGUUUCCGUCUUCUCUCGGCAAGCAACAUGCCACCUAAGAAGGAUUCAAAGUCCUCUUCAAAACAGCCUCAAAAGACCCAGAAGAAGAAGGAGGGGUCCGGAGGCGGUAAGGCUAAGAAGAAGAAGUGGUCAAAAGGAAAAGUACGUGAUAAGCUGAACAAUCAGGUGCUUUUCGAUAAGGCGACUUACGAAAAGUUGUACAAGGAAGUACCACAGUACAAGCUAAUCACACCGUCAGUAGUAUCGGAACGUUUGAAGGUUCGUGGAUCGUUGGCACGAAGAGCGUUGCAUGAAUUACAACAGAAAGGUUUGAUCAAACAAGUUGUCCAACAUCAUUCCCAAUUAAUUUACACAAGAACAACUAAAGGAGAUGAUCAAGCAGCAUAAGUUUUAAAUACCCAAUAAACUGUUGUAAUAUUUA